GGAAGAGUGAAGGAAACAAGGCUUUGGUGACGGAGGAGAAUGGAAGAGAGGGUGGUGUUGGUAGUCAUGGUGACAAAGCAGGCCAGGAGAGGACUAGACCCAGCAAAACCGAGCCGGCGGCCCUGCAAGUAGAGACAGAGCUUCUGGGAGCCUUCGUGUGGGCGGGGGUUUAGUUAGAGCACCUCCUCCAGGACGUGAUCUGCGUGAUAAUGGGGCGUCGGGUGGAACGUGGCCUCUGUAGCCUCCGCCGCCGCAGAGCUCGGAUAAGUGUAGCUGCCAGUGCAUUUUCGAUUAGGGUUUCAAAAAUUUAAGAUUCCUGGUGAAAAGGGCGUUGACAUUAGCUUUGAAUGUUUUGGGGAAGGCUUGGGAGUCAGGACGUUGGGUAAGGUGAGGCAGCCGGCAGCGUCUUGGCACCAUGAGUUUUCCUCGCCGAGGCUCCCCACUGAGCCCGGAUCCUAACGGCCGAGGCAGCGGAAGCGCCUGGGAACUGAGUUCCGAGGCGGUUUAUAGUAGUGUGUGUUGCUACGAGCACCUCUCCGGCGGGGACCCGUCGGAUGCCGAGGUGACCUUGGCCCUGCUGGGCGGGGAUCCAGGGCUGCCCCUGGCGCAGGGCUUGGAAGAGCAAAGUCAUCAUUUGACCCUGGACUCCUGCCUAAGCGACGAAACCUACGACUUUAGUUCAGCAGACUCGGGUUCCUCCCUGCGCUACUAUAGCGAGGGCGACAGCUGCGGCGGCGGUGGCGGUGCCAGCAGCUCCUCUUCUCUUCUCAUUCCCCCGCAGACUCAGCAGUCGUCUCUGCACUCGUCUAUCUCAGGAGGUGCGGUGGCGGCGACUGCAGGUCCGGAGGAGAGGAAGCGAACCCGCUCGGGCUGUCCGGCUUCCCGGCAUCGUUAUGAAGUGGUGGCUGAGUUGGGCCCGGAGGAGGUCCGCUGGUUCUACAAGGAAGAUAAGAAGACUUGGAAGCCCUUCAUUGGCUAUGACUCUCUCCGCAUUGAGCUGGCUUUCCGGAAUCUGAUUCAGGUGACUGACAACAGGCCGCGGGCCUUGCGAGGGGAACCCGCCCCAGCCUCGAGCUCCGGGGAGGAGGACGAGGACGGAGCCUGUGGCUACUGCCGGAACGCUGCCCUUAGCGAGCCGGAGCUAGAGGAGCUGGUCCAUAUCGAACCGGUAUGCGUCCGAGGCGGACUCUAUGAGGUGGAUGUAGCCCAGGGAGAAUGCUACCCCGUCUACUGGAAUCAAAGUGACAAAAUACCAGUAAUGCGUGGACAAUGGUUCAUUGAUGGUACUUGGCAGCCAUUAGAAGAAGAAGAAAGCAAUUUAAUUGAACAAGAACACCUUAAGUGUUUUAAGGGUCAACAGAUGCAAGAAAAUUUUGAUAUUGAAGUGUCAAGACCCAUAGAUGGAAAAGAUGGCAGUGGAAUCAGCUAUGCUGUUGUCUACCACCUCCCUCCCUUCUCCCUCCCUUUGUUCAAAUGGAGAGGAUAUAAGGAGAGUACAGAUGCUGCAUGUCUUAAGCGAAAGCGUUCCCAAGCUAUUCAUAGUUUAAAGUUGAGUCGUAACCAUGUGGAUUGGCAUAGUGUGGAUGAGGUAUAUCUUUACAGUGAUGCAACAACAUCUAAAAUUGCAAGAACAGUAACACAAAAGUUGGGUUUUUCUAAAGCUUCAAGUAGUGGGACCAGACUCCAUCGAGGUUAUGUAGAAGAAGCUACCUUAGAAGACAAGCCCUCACAGACUACUCAUAUUGUAUUUGUUGUGCAUGGCAUUGGGCAGAAAAUGGACCAAGGAAGAAUAAUAAAAAAUACAGCCAUGAUGAGAGAUGCUGCAAGAAAAAUAGAAGAAAAGCACUUUUCUAAUCAUGCAACACAUGUUGAAUUUCUGCCUGUUGAGUGGAGAUCAAAACUUGCUCUUGAUGGAGAUACUGUUGAUUCAAUUACUCCUGACAAAGUAAGAGGCUUAAGGGAUAUGUUGAACAGCAGUGCAAUGGACAUAAUGUAUUAUACAAGUCCACUUUAUAGAGAUGAACUAGUUAAAGGUCUUCAGCAGGAGCUAAAUCGAUUAUAUUCGCUUUUCUGUUCUCGGAAUCCAGACUUUGAAGAAAAGGGGGGGAAAGUCUCAAUAGUGUCGCAUUCCUUAGGAUGUGUGAUCACUUAUGAUAUAAUGACUGGCUGGAAUCCUGUUCGACUUUAUGAACAGCUGAUGCAGAAGGAAAGUGAGCUACCUGAUGAAAGAUGGAUGAGCUAUGAAGAACGACAUCUCCUAAAUGAAUUUUAUCUAACUAAGCAGCGGUUGAAAGAAAUUGAAGAAAGAUUACAAGGAUUGAAGACAUCAACUGUGACACAAACACCUGCCUUAAAAUUUAAGGUUGAAAAUUUUUUCUGCAUGGGAUCCCCUCUAGCAGUUUUUUUGGCAUUACGUGGCAUCCGUCCAGGAAACAGCGGAAGUCAAGACCACAUUUUGCCUAGAAUCAUAUGUAACCGGUUACUAAAUAUUUUUCAUCCCACAGAUCCAGUUGCUUAUAGAUUAGAACCAUUAAUUUUGAAACACUACAGCAACAUUUCACCUGUCCAGAUCCAUUGGUAUAAUACUACAAAUCCUCUACCUUAUGAACACAUGAAGCCAACUUUUCUCAACCCUGCAAAAGAACCUACCUCAGCAUCAGAGAAUGAAAAUUUGUCAGCAGUAUCAAGCCCAGUGACUUCACCUAUCCUGUCUCGACGACAUUAUGGGGAAUCUAUAACAAAUAUAGGCAAAGCCAGCAUAUUAGGAGCUGCUAGCAUUGGGAAAGGACUUGGAGGAAUGUUGUUUUCAAGAUUUGGACGUUCUAGUAGUUCAUCUACAUCACAGCCAUCUGAUGCAUCAAAAGAAGUAACAGAAGAAGAAAAGAAGCCCAUCAUCCCACCAAUCAGCACUACUAUGACCAUGCAGACCUUUCCACAUAGCAGUUCUGGCUUUCUUGAUUCUACAUUGGAACUGGAUCACAGGAUUGAUUUUGAACUCAGAGAAGGCCUUGUGGAAAGCCGAUACUGGUCAGCUGUAACAUCACAUACUGCAUAUUGGUCAUCCUUGGAUAUUGCCCUUUUUCUUUUAACUUUCAUGUACAAACAUGAACAAGACAAUGAUGCAAAGCCAAAGUUAGACCCAAUCUGAACUUUUGAAGGAACUUUAAUGGCACGAAAUUGUUGCUUGUUAAAAUUCAGUAUGUUUAAGACACAGAGGUUUCAGGCUUAAGUAUGUUUCGAUUUUAUUUGGAGCAAGAAAUAUUUGUAUUUAAAAGCACCUAAUUUUUAUUUUAAAAAAAAUUCAACCCUAACCUAAAUAAGUUAAUUUAAAAUUUUCAGGUAACAGUCUAUACUGGUAUUACACAAGAAUGAUUGGUAAGGAAGGUUUGAUAGGGAAGACUUGAGAGGCCACUAUGGUAACAAUAAUAAAACUUUUAAGUUUAUUAAGUAUAAAAAUUAAAUCCAUUGUAAUCCAAUUAAUCAAAUAUAUUGUACCUAAAAGUGCAUGGUCCUGUUUAUUUUAUGUGAAAGUAAAAGACAAGAGGUGAUACUUUAAAUUAAAAUCUACAUUUUCCACAAUAACAGAGGUCAUUCCAACUACAUAUUUAGAUUUUGUUGAAUUUAACUUAGAGUAAUGCUUAGAAAAGAAACAAAUCUGUUUAUAAUUUAUUACUUCUAUUUUAUUCUAAUGUUUGAAGGAUCACUUAAAAAAAACCUCCAUUGGGCAUAAUUUAAGAAGUACAUUUCUUUUUUAUUGUGUUAAUUUUUUUUUUCCAGAAAAAAAUUUCUUUGUACUUAAUCGCUGAAUAUAUAGACAGUAUGGCAAA
Messenger RNA from Antechinus flavipes (yellow-footed antechinus), 3827 nucleotides. It is a transcript of the gene DDHD1, whose product is annotated as DDHD domain containing 1. The transcript is spliced from 14 exons. Gene Ontology annotation, cellular component: cytoplasm. The coding region runs from base 416 to 3148 and encodes 910 amino acids. The record is from RefSeq and is a predicted model, not a curated record. Lineage: Eukaryota; Metazoa; Chordata; Mammalia; Dasyuromorphia; Dasyuridae. Gene Ontology annotation, molecular function: glycerophospholipase activity; metal ion binding.